Molecule: messenger RNA, 4554 nt
Organism: Solanum tuberosum (potato)
Lineage: Eukaryota; Viridiplantae; Streptophyta; Magnoliopsida; Solanales; Solanaceae
Product: putative disease resistance protein RGA3
Exons: 5
Coding region: 1-3795 (1264 amino acids)
Molecular function (GO): protein binding; ADP binding
Source: RefSeq, a predicted model, not a curated record
AUGGCCGAUCCAGUAAUUGGUGCUACUGUUCAAGUUGUGCUUGAGAAGCUGCUUUCUCUCACUAUUGAGGAGGCCAAAACUUUAAGGAACUGCAAGAAAAAUCUCAGAAUGCUCACAAAAUAUGUAUCCAUCAUCCAAGCUUUCAUUCAUGAUGCUGAAAGACGACAAGUCGAAGAUCAGGCUGUGGAAGAAUGGCUCAAGAUGCUUGAGAGAGUUGCUGAAGAUGCUGAAAAUGUGUUUGACAAAUUCACAUAUGAAUCUCUCAAAGCACAAGUGAUGAAAAACCGAGCCAAACUACUGGAAAAAGUUCAUAGCUUCUUUUCUAAUACUGCUUUUAAGUACAAAAUGUCUCGAAAAAUCAACAACAUCAAUGAAGAGUUGAGGGCUAUCAAUCAGUUAGCCAAUGACCUCGGUCUCCAAUCACUGACUGUUCCUUCUCGCAAAAUACUACAAAUCAGAGAAACAGAUUCCUUAGGAGUUGCUUCGGAUGUUGUUGGUAGAGACAAAGAUGUUGCUGAAAUAAAGGAGAAGAUGUUGAACAUGAGAGAGGAAGUUGUUCGGUGUGCCAUUCCCAUAGUGGGCAUGGGGGGUUUAGAGAAAACUACCAAAACAACUUUGGCCAAGAGAAUUUUCAAUGAUGAACAGAUCGAGAAGCACUUUGAAAAGAGAGUAUGGUUAUGUCUACCUGAAAUGUCAGAAAUUAAGAGCUUUCUUGAACUGAUCCUCGAAGCAUUGACUGAGAGGAAACUUGAGGUCCAGAGUAGAGAUAUUAUAGUCAAGAAGGUCCGAGAUGAACUGGCAGGAAGAAAGUAUUUGAUUGUCCUGGAUGAUUUGUGGCGUGUUGACCCAACAUUGUGGGAUGAGUUUGUGGACACCUUGAGAGGAAUAAAUACAUCCCGAGGAAACUUCAUUCUUGUGACUACUCGUAUGGAAUUGGUGGCAUCCACUGUAGUAGCAGCAGUAGGUCCUCAUAUGUUGGAAAAAUUAGAAAAAGAUCACUGUUGGUCGAUUUUCAAACAAAGAGCAUUUGUUGAUGGGGAAGUUCCGGAGGAAAUACUGAGUGUGGAGAACAGGAUUGCUGAAAUGUGUCAAGGUCUACCGUUGGCUGCAAGUGUUUUGGGAGGCCUCUUGCGCAACAAGGAGAAGCAUGAAUGGCAGGCAAUUCUUGAUGGAAACCCCCUUGUUGCAGGUGAAAAUAGCUUAAAGAAAAUCCUAAAACUCAGCUAUGUUCAUCUACCAUCUCCAUAUCUAAAAAAAUGUUUUGCUUACUUUGCAAUGUUUCCAAAAGAUUUUAAGUUUGAAAAGAACCAACUAGUCCAACUCUGGAUGGCAGAAGGGUUUCUUCGUCCAAGUCAAGAGAUUCCUGUUAUGGAAGACGUAGGGAACAAGUUUUUUCAACUUUUGUUGCAAUAUUCCUUGCUGCAAGAUGUUGAGCUAGAUGAGCACAACAAUAUAACACACUGUAAGAUGCAUGAUCUUGUGCAUGAUUUGGCUGGAGAUACAUUAAAAUCUAAACUAUUUGAUACGAAAAGUGUUGGAGGUGAAAAUCUUUCUCAAGUUCGAUACAUUGGAUGGGACUCACCAAGUGAUCAAAUGGAUACGAUAAAUGAGGCAGGACGUUUGUGCACAUUGUUCUGGAAAAGCAAUAUAUCUGAUGAUAUGCUAUUGAGCUUUCAGUUCUUGAGACUUUUAAAUUUGUCUGGAUCAGGCAUCAAGGAGUUGUCAGCCAAAAUCAGCAAGCUAAUAUACUUGAGAUAUCUUGAUCUCUCCAACACUCAGAUCAAAGACUUUCCCAACUCCAUUUGCAAGCUCUACAAUUUGCAAACGUUUAGAGUCAAUGACUGUUCUUCACUCAGGAAGCUUCCAAAAGAAUUGGCAAAAAUGAUAAGUUUGAGACACGUAUAUUACAAACCAUCAAUUUAUGAUCAGUUUCAGAUGCCACUUAAUAUGGGGCAAUUGACCAGUCUUCAGACGCUACAGUUUUUCUACGUAGGCUUAGAGAAAGGUCGUCGAAUUGAAGAAUUAGGUCGUUUGAAAAACCUUAGAGGUGAAUUGUCGAUCAGAUGUCUCCAAUUAGUCAGAAAUAAAGAAGAUGCUCAAACAGCAUAUUUAAAGGAGAAACCAAAUAUCUACAAUCUAGCAUAUUUAUGGUUCCAUGAUGAAUCAGAAGGCUGUGAGAUCAAUGAUGAGCAUGUGUUGGAUGGUCUUCAACCGCAUCCUAACUUGAAAGCCUUAUCAGUAGUGGACUAUUUAGGGACUAAAUUUCCUUCAUGGUUCAGUGAAGAGUUGCUACCAAAUUUGGUCAAGUUGAAACUAAGUGGUUGCAAAAGGUGCAAAGAAAUUCCAUCCCUUGGCCAACUGAAAUUCCUUCGGCAUCUUGAGCUGGAAGGAUUCCAUGAGUUGGAAUGCAUUGGACCUGAUUUAUAUGGUGUUGAGAUUAGCAAUAAUGGAUCAAGCAGCAUUAUCCAAGUGUUCCCGUCAUUGAAAGAACUAGUAUUAGAGAAUAUGCGCAGCCUUAUUGAGUGGAAGGGAGAUGAAGUUGGUGUUAGAAUGUUUCCUAGGCUUGAGAAGUUGACGAUUACAGACUGUUCACUGUUAAAAAGUACUCCAAGUCAAUUUGAAAUCCUGCGUGAAUUAAGAAUUGAAUUAGUUGACAGUGAAAUGCCAUUGUUGAACUUGUACAGCAACUUGACAUCUCUUGUGGAUCUUUCUGUUAGGAAUGUGCAAGAGCUCACUUGUCUUCCAGAUGAGAUUCUACGCAACAACGUUUCUCUUCAAUACCUAUCAGUCUCAUACUGCGGAGAGUUUCGUGAAUUGCCACAAAGCUUGUACAAUCUCCAUUCUCUUAAGAGAUUAAUGAUUGCCAACUGCACCAAUUUCAGUUCUUUUCCUGUUCCCUGUGGAGAGAACUAUUUGACUAACCUCCGAAGGUUGGAUUUAUUCAAUUGUAAUGGAUUGACCAGCUUACCAAGUGGAAUUCUAGAGCAUUGUCGGUCUCUGAUAGUUUUUAAUGUCUGCAAUUGUAAGAACUUAGUUUCAUUGCCUUUACACGUGUGGGAAAUGCCUUCACUUUCCUAUUUGGAUUUAUCAGAUUGUCCCAAAUUGAUUAGUGUACCCGCAGGAGGCCUUCACUGUCUCACCGGGUUAAGGAGAUUGGAAAUUGGUCCUUUCUCAGAGAUGGUGAAUUUUGAGGCAUUCCAAUUGAUUUUUAAUGGCAUUCAGCAGUUGUUGUCCCUUCGUAGAUUGGGUGUGUGGGGACGUGGGCACUGGGAUUCUCUGCCCUAUCAGCUUAUGCAACUCUCUGCCCUAACAGAGAUCAAAAUAUGCAAUUUCGGAAUGGAGGCUCUUCCUCAUAGAUUUGACAACCUUACUUCUCUUGAAACAUUACAAGUAGAGGAGUGCGAGCGGCUAUGGCAUUUGGACUUCUCAGAUUCCAUGUCAAAAUUACGGCAUCUCAGGAUAUAUGCUUGUCCAUUGUUAGAAGCUCUGUCAGAUGGGCUCGGCAACAUUGUUUCUUUGGAAAAAUUAGUUUUACAUCACUGCCAAAAACUAAAACAUCUGCCAUCCAGAGAUGCCAUGCAACGCCUCACCAAAUUACUGUACCUGGAAAUUGGAAGCUGCCCACAGUUAGAAGAAAGUUGCACCAAUCGGAGUAGCCCAAACUCCCAGUGGUCCAACAUUUCCCAUAUUCCAGAAAUUCAAGUAGGCGGGACGAUGAUUCAGGAUACACAGGCUCAUGGGGUACAAACGGCUACAAAUUACUGUACCUGGAAACUGAAGGCUGCCCAGAGUUAGAAGAAAGUUGCACCAAUCGGAGUAGCUCAAACUCCCACUAGUCCAACAUUUCCCGUGUUCCAAAUAUUGAAGUAGAUGGGAGGAAAAUUCAGAACUUAUGUACAAGGUCAUGGAAGAACUUCAUUGUGGUUUAUCAAGUCAAAAUCCAUGGGCAGCAAUCACAUUAGGUUUGUUAUGUUUCACAGAGGAACCACCACUUUUAUUUUGUUUGAAGAACAGAAUCUUCAGCUGUAGACUCAUUACGAAACACUUUCAUGAGUAUUUGGGUACUGAACAUCUUUUCGGGAAACUGUAGUCUACAUAUGAAACAUCAAAAAACUCAAAGCAUAUAGGGUGCUCAAUGUGAAGCUACACACGUCUAUCCUCUGUCUUUGCAUGAACCUAUUUGCCUUUUUAUUCUCCAUUCAGGUGAUAUGAUGAAGAUAAUGGAAGUAAUGGAUGGUCGGUGUGUUAUGAAUGGGCCUAGACCAGUAUUGACAAAGCAGCCCAAAGCCGAAUUAAAAGGGCUAUGUGUGGGAUCCGGGUUGAUAAAUAGAGACUUGGGAGAGCAAAAUAGUUUUAUGCAAAUUAUGUGAAGCUUUGGCUUUCUGAUCCUCUCAUCUCCUUUCUAUGGUCUAGAAUCUCAUCCCCUUCUAGUUACCCUCUUCUAUGUUAUCUAUCUAUAAUUAGUGUGUUGUUACUUUGUUGUGGGUAUUAUACAUUGUAACUUGUAUUCCGUAAUAACAAUAUAUAUAUCAGUGUUUGUGUUGAAAAUUGAGU